Protopolystoma xenopodis is the source of this 429-nucleotide messenger RNA. The record is from the annotation of a GenBank genome assembly. Lineage: Eukaryota; Metazoa; Platyhelminthes; Monogenea; Polystomatidea; Polystomatidae.
CAGGAUAACUUCGACAGAGCCCUACGCUCCUGGCUCCUGGCUAGUUGCCUAGAUCCUGGUUGGACAGCACCUCGACACGCCGCCUCCCGCUUGGCUUCUUCAUUGGUAAAGACACGCCGUCUACUUAUUGAGUUGCAGCCGUCUGUUGCCUGCUCUGACGAGAGGGUUGAAACCGCCACAGCACACCCUAUUGAAUCUGGAGCUAAACUCGGUGAAGGUAGAGGCAUAAAAAAGCAUGGGCGCUUGGCGAAAGAUCUGACUCCUGGUCUGAUGACCGCUUGUUUGGAUCUGCUAACCGCUGUGCGGGCAGCAGCAGUCUCAUUGGAACGAGACAAUAUGGCACUGGAGCCACGGGUUGAUUCAAGUGCCUUGAGCAGGUUGUUUGGGCCAUACUUGGGCGCCGUGCUUAAGGUAAGUAGGGUUAGCUAG